Closterium sp. Naga37s-1 is the source of this 1308-nucleotide messenger RNA. The record is from the annotation of a GenBank genome assembly. NCBI's taxonomy places the organism in Eukaryota, Viridiplantae, Streptophyta, Zygnematophyceae, Desmidiales, Closteriaceae.
AUGCUCACCAAGGGGACGCAGAAGGAGACAGGGGGGAAGUUCACCACGGCUCCCGUGCCUCUGUUUGUGUACGGAGCAGGACAGGCGGUGUCGGGGUGUGGAGUGCAGCUCGCCUUCCAGGCCAACUUCACCUUCUCCCUCGCCCCUCAAUCCGGCCGUGCUGGAAACAACGGCUUCGCCUUUGUCGUCUCGGCAACGGACCGGGUGGGGAAUGGAUCUGGUGUGGGGUAUGGUGGCAUGGACAGCCGCAGCAUGGCGGUUGAGUUUGACACAAUGCAGGACAAGCAGCAUGGGGACAUGAGCAGCCCGCACGUGGGGCUGAACAUUCAAGGCCAGGUGCAGUCAAUAGCUGCUGUGAAGUCGCCGUUUGAGCUGACCAACAGAAAGGCAUACACGGCAUGGGUGGACUAUGAGCCUGGGGAGCCCGGCACCAUCCAGGUGUUCCUGGCUGCUACCGAGUUGAAGCCAGAGCAGCCACUAUUGGCGAGGAGGCUGGCCCUGUGUGAGGUGCUGCAGGCUGGAGCGGAGCAGCGGGCGUUCUUCUUUGGCUUCGUGGCGUCCACCACUGUGAAGCCGUUCCAGAUGCAUCUCAUCCUCAAGUCAGGAGUUCACACUGCCUUUGGUCUGACUCUCUCUGUGGCGUCAUAUGCGCGAGUGGGAGCCAGUCCCUUUAUGCGCUACAUGAGUGCGGACUACCGAGUGUUGGCCAACCAGCAGAGUGCAUGGCAAGUCUGUGGCUCCUACAACUGGGACUCCAUGCCCUUCCUCGGCUGGCCGGUCAAGAACCAGGACGACUGCAGUGCGAGUUGGGCGUAUGCGGUGGUGGCAAGUGUGGAGGCAGCAUAUGGCAUUGCGCUGAACAGUGAGGCGCCACGGCUGUCAGUGGACUCGCUCUUUGCUGCCAUGGGGCUCACCUCCCUCACUGCAAAGUGCAUGGCAGGCGGCUCUCCUGCUGCGGCCUUUGAAAGGCUUCUCUCUCUGCCCACUGGUGGACUCACGACAGACAGCAAGCCGACCUUCAAGUACCAGGAUCCUGCCUGCUACACUGGCAACCUGGACCAUGCUGUACUCGUUGUUGGGUACCUCCUUUUCACAAAUAACGGCCGCCCGAGCCAAACUGCUCCACCGUUUUGGAUCAUCCGCAACUCGUGGGGAUUGGAGUGGGGAGACAGGGGGCACAUGCGCAUGGGCAUUCAGGGAGGGGAUGGCGUUUGUGGCAUCAACGUGCUGCCUGGCAUCUACCCCAUUGUCAAGAGUGAGGCAUCCACCCAAUUGUCAGGAGUGAAGCUUGCACCACGUUGUCACUAG